Pungitius pungitius (ninespine stickleback) is the source of this 3587-nucleotide messenger RNA. It is a transcript of the gene fscn2a, whose product is annotated as fascin actin-bundling protein 2a, retinal. The record is from RefSeq and is a predicted model, not a curated record. Gene Ontology annotation, molecular function: protein-macromolecule adaptor activity; actin filament binding. Gene Ontology annotation, cellular component: cytoplasm; actin cytoskeleton. Lineage: Eukaryota; Metazoa; Chordata; Actinopteri; Perciformes; Gasterosteidae. Gene Ontology annotation, biological process: establishment or maintenance of cell polarity; actin filament bundle assembly; cell migration. The transcript has 5 exons. The coding region runs from base 348 to 1823 and encodes 491 amino acids.
CAUGGCAGGAGUCUGCAGAAGGUGAGGGAGGAGGGGAGGUCUGUGGUUGGUGCACUGCUAUGUGACGUCAGCGGCUUGUUGGAUUGAGGUGCUCUGUCCUGCUGAUUUUAAUCCUUAAGUCAUUAGGGACCAGAGAGCUAGUGCCUGUGCAAGCCCUCUGGGGGAGGAGGGAAAGUGCCGGGGAGAAGGAACAAACUCUCUACAGCUAAUUUACAGCUUGAGAUACAAGAGGGGAGAAAUCAAGCGUUUUAUCCGCGCUUCUCGGGUUCAUGCCCACUUUGCCUCAUUUCGCUCUUUUCCCCUAAAUCUUUUUUCACUUGCAAUCCCAACGCGUGGCCUGUUCCAACAUGCCGACCAACGGAAUAAAUAAGGCCCUGAAGCUGCAAUUCGGGCUCGUCAACUACGAGAGCCGCUACCUGACGGCCGAGGCGUUCGGCUUCAAGGUGAACGCCUCGGGCGUCAGCAUGAAGAAGAAGCAGAUCUGGACCUUGGAGCAGGACGAGCAGGACGGCCAAGUAGUGUUCCUCCGCAGCCACCUGGGCCGCUACCUGGCCUCCAACAAAGAUGGAAAGAUCACAUGCGGGGCAGAGAGGCCCGACGCCGACUGUCGCUUCCUUAUUGUGCCUCAGUCCGACGGUCGCUGGGCACUGCAGUCAGAGCCUUACCUGCGCUACUUCGGGGGCUCGGCCGACUACCUGUCCUGCUUCGCCCAGGUCAUCGGGGAACAGGAGCUCUGGGCCGUCCACUUGGCUUUGCACCCGCAGGCCAGCCUGCUCAGUGUGGCGCGUAAGCGCUACGCCCACCUGUCCGCUUCGGACGGAGAGAUCUCGGUGGACAGCAACAUUCCCUGGGGGGUGGACUCUCUGGUCACCUUGGUAUACCUGGAUGGCAAAUACAGCCUGAAGACCUGCGACAGCCGUUUCCUCAGCAACGAUGGCAAACUGGUGAAGGAGAACAGCGACAGCACCAGCUUCACGCUGGAGCUGAAAUCCGGGAAGUUGGCCUUUAAGGACUGCGGCGGGAAGUACCUAACCCCGAUGGGUCCCACGGGGACCCUGCGCUCCGGCCGAUGCUCCAAGCCGGGAAAGGAUGAGCUGUUUGAUCUCGAGGAGAGUCAUCCGCAGGUGGUUUUUCAAGCUGCCAAUAAAAGAUACGUCUCGGUCAAGCAAGGAGUGAGCAUUUCAGCCAAUCAAGAUGUGGAGACAGACAUGGAGACCUUCCAGAUGGAGAUCGAUAAGGAAAGCAAGAGGUCUAUGUUCAGGACCAACGGGGGAUCCUACUGGACUCUGGUGACUCACGGAGAGAUCCAAUCCACUGCCACAGAAGUCAAGGUCAACACCAUGUUUGACAUCGAGUGGCGAGGGCAGAGGGUGGCGCUCAAAGCCAGCAACGGAAAGUACGUGUGCACGAAGAAGAACGGCCAGCUGUCGGCGGUCAGCGACACAGUGGGUGACGACGAGUUGUUCCUGAUGAAACUCAUCAACCGCCCCAUGCUGAUCCUUCGCGGCGAGACGGGCUUCGUGUGUCACCACAAGAACUCCAACACCCUGAACGCCAACCGGUCCGUCUACGACAUUUUCUCGUUGAUCUUCAACGACGGCGCCUAUAAUAUCAAAAGUGUGAAUGGAAAGUUCUGGUACGUCUCGAGCGGCGACCUUGUGUGCUCGGACGGAGAAAAGCCGGAGGACUUCUUCCUCGAGUUCGUGGAGCACGGACGCGUCGCCAUCAAAGGCUCUGACGGCAAGUACCUCCGUGGAGACCAGGGAGGAACGUUGAUGGGUGACGGUACAACUGUCGAUGUGUCGUCUCUCUGGGAGUAUUGAUCAGGGCCCUCGAGAAGGAAGCAAGAGAGUGAGGUGCAGGACCUGCUUCAGCUCAGAUGAAGAGGACUGAACAAGUAAUAUUUUCCUGACUGUUUUUAUACAGGCUGCCAGGUGCCCAAUCUCAUGGUUUUUUUUGGUUGUUGUUCUUUUUUUUUAUUUUUUUUUUUUAAUUGGGAUGAGGCGAACACAUUAGGAAGAUAUGUGUUUUUUACAGUCAAUGUUCAAUGUUGUGUUUUUUUAAAUGACAAUGCCAACAUCGCUCGACACAUAUUGUGUGAAAACAUGUUAUAUCACAAAAACAGAAUAUUUCGUGGCUGUCCCAAUUCCAUCAGACAUACUUAGUAGGUACAAUAUAGGUCGAGGGACAACCGAAUAUCUUUGAGGGCAGCCAUAGGGAUCCUUGCAAAUAAAAUCACUGUCGCUGUUGUAAGAGUGUAGCUGCCCGACUGGUACGUGAGGGCCAACUAGAUUAUCUGCUUUCGUUGAAUUUGUUUAGCAAAAGUAGAAUAAAUGUCUCUCCAAACAUUGAAAAAAAAAAUCUUAUUUAUGAAAAGGUUAUUUUGGUUCAGGUGACUAGAACUUAAUCGACCUCCUUUAUUGGGAUAUUUAAAUAACCUGGAUGCUACUGCUGAUCCCACUGGGUAUGUUUACAGACUUAUGAGUUCAAUACUUGAUAUAUUGAUACAUUCUAUUGGUCAUCAUGUGAUCAUUGGCGUCACUCAGAGCAAAGGCAAUGCAGCGAUGGCUGGUGCCGAUGAUAAGUCCAUUUAUCUCAAUAGACCAUGUACAGCUUCCAUAAAAGCACCACGUGAAGUAGGUGAAAUAGACUUUAAUGUCUCAGACACCUGCAAUGCUGAUCAAUAUCCAAAGAGGACUCAACUGAGUACCACAGCAAACACUGAAAUAGUUUUUUGUGUAAAACAGAGGUCAGGACGUGUCCAGGGACGGAUGUCAGCACAGAUGUCGUAUGUAUGCCUAGCACAGUUACACAUUUCAAUGUACGUGGUAUGAACUCAGGCCAAGUGCUCCUCUGGUGUUCUGCCUCGGGGCCUUUAACAGUACUGCCCUCUCUAACCAAUUACACACUGUUCUGAUGAUCAGAGCCGAGAGGCCAGAGAUUUAUAUAACGGACAGAUUUGGAGAAAGAAAAAUGUCUUACAGGAAUAUGUUCGGCCACUGCAACAGCGACUGACGUCGAACCCAUAUCCAAUGUCGGCAGCAAGCAUGUUAUGUUUCACUGUUGACAACGCUGGGGUCACUGCCUUCCCUCUGGCAUUGGGCAUGGCUUUAGGCCGGGAACAUCCCGUUGAAACAGACAUGGAACAACAGUUAUUUCACAAAAUGCUCCAGUGUAAAAUGUGAUCAGGUGGAUGCACUCUGGACUCUUUCAAAGGAGGACGUUCUAGUGUUUUUAUCUCAACGUCACACGCUGCCCUGACUUUAUUGGCACAGAUGUUGGUGCACAGGGAACAGGAAGACCCGACUCCAUAUACAAUUUAUCCUGUCGAUUUGUGGCAGUCAUUUACCUGGAAGAAAAGAAAUCCGCAAUAGUUUAAGUGUAAUGUAAUUACAACCCGUGUUUAUUCGAAACCUGUGUUUUUGUGAUAUGUGCAAUUUGCAAUUAAUAGAGGGACAUUUUAGAAAGCAGGGUCUAAAAGGCGAUCCUGUCAGCCCCAGCCAUAUUUUAGAAUGGAUAGAUUAUUGAUUGUUGUAUAUUUGCUUUCUGAUAUGAAUUUUGAAAAUGUUGAUAACAAUAAAAACUUG